AUGGGUCUGGGUGGGGGCCUGGAGGAGGAGGGAGGGGUGUUUAAUCGGCAGGAUGCUGCCUUUGCCGGGCGCCAGAGCCCCAGCACCUGCCGGGUUUCAGCCAGGGGCUUAUUAACAGAGUUUCUGGGGGCCGUUCCAGUGGAGCAGCACAAGGAGGAAGUGCCUGCAGUGUCUGAUGAUGUGAAAGCCGAGGCCAUGGAGAGCCUGACGGGGCUGGUUCGCAACAGAAGGAAUGUCCCCGUCUUGGCUGUGCCCCAGUUCAAACGCAUGCCGGACUUCUGGGGGUGGUACAAGUACUUCAUGGACAGCCACAACCAGGAGGGAAUCGAGGAUCUGGAUCGUCUGUACAUGGCCUACCUGCAGAACAAGCACAGGUCAGAGGAGGGCCCAACCUUCAACCACUACCUCAAGCACCUCAGUGAAAUCUACAAGACCUGUGCUGAUUCCGAUGAUCCAGAGUGCAUCGCAGAGUCCACCAGCAAGCCAAAGGCUGCAGUGGUGAUGCCCGCCCCCAUCAAGUCUGCUGCCGUCAGGCUGUGCAACCCUUACCUCGACCCCUACUGCCUCUUCCCCCUUGUCCCCAAGGCUGCUGCCCCAGAGCCUGAGCCAGCUCCAGCUCCUGCCAAGGUGCCGGCCCCAAUCCUCACCCCCAUGCUGCCCAUGCCCAUGAAGAGCCCCACUGGCUUCUACUACUACGCCCCUGUCCUGGAGCCCUUCCUGAGUGCCGAGCAGAGGACUGAGCUGUUGAGGAUCUGCAACCCUGAAGAUGUGGAUUGUCUGCAGUAUCACCUGAGGGCAGCUUAUGGCUACCGCCCAGCUCCUGGCCCCGCUCCAUCCUACGCCGCCCUCAAGUGUGACCCCAAGGACCCCUACUGCAUGCCCCCCCUGGUCCAAAAAGCCCCCACUGGCUACUACCACCUGCUCUACCCGAGCUGUGACCCAGCUGUCGAUCCUCUGUGUGUGACCAAUGUCCCUGCUCCUGCUCCCGUCGCUGCAGAGGAGGCCCCUAAAGAGCAACACUGCAACCCUCUCUUUGACGCUGGCUGCAACCCCCUGACUGCCACCAAGCUGUCCGGCCUCACCAAGCCUGUGCUGGAGUACGCCCCCAAGAUGGAGCCUGCACCUCCUCCUGCUCCUCUGACCUGCGACCCUCGCUAUAACCCUUUCUGCAUACUGGUGGCUGCUGCUGCCCAGCGCAAGCCCGCUCCGAGCCUGCCCGAGCACCAGGUCCGCUACAAGCUCGGCGUCCGCGGCAAGACCAAGGAAGGCUACGACUGCUAUGUGCACUAUGACAAAGACUGCACCCCAGUGCAGUCUGGCCCAGAGGCCAAGGCCGACAUCAAGGCUCCAGCCAAGCCCUUCUGCCAUCCAUUCGACCCCAACUGCGGCAAGUUUGCUUCACCCGCCGGCGCUGAGGCACCAAAGCCAGGGAAGGAUGGCAUAAUCCUGCCCGACCCAGACUGUGACCCUGAGUACGACUACAACUGCCGCCUGCGUCGCGCCGAGACCGCCCCUGUUGCUGAUGCGCCUGCCGCUGCUGAGGAGAAAGCUGCUGAUGAGCCCCCCAAAGAGGCUGCUGUCCCACGCUUUGAAGACUUCCUCAAAAGCGUCAUGAGCCAGUACAAGUAG
Molecule: messenger RNA, 1629 nt
Organism: Chelmon rostratus (copperband butterflyfish)
Lineage: Eukaryota; Metazoa; Chordata; Actinopteri; Chaetodontiformes; Chaetodontidae
Gene: and2
Product: actinodin2
Exons: 5
Coding region: 1-1629 (542 amino acids)
Source: RefSeq, a predicted model, not a curated record